UUCCCGCCGUCCGGGCGCGCCAGCCAUGGGCUCCGAGGCGCCGCUCGGGCUGCCGGCCGCGCCCCCGCUCGGCGUCUGCUGCUACACGUCGGUGCUUCUGCUCUUCGCCUUCUCCCUGCCCGGCAGCCGCGCGUCCAACCAGCCCCCGGGCGGCGGCGGGGACUGUCCCGGAGGCAGAGGCAGGAGCAUCAACUGCUCAGAAUUAAAUGUGAGAGAGUCUGAUGUCAGAGUGUGUGAUGAAUCGUCCUGUAAAUAUGGAGGCGUCUGCAAAGAAGAUGGAGAUGGUUUGAAAUGCGCCUGCCAAUUUCAGUGCCAUACAAAUUACAUUCCCGUCUGCGGAUCAAAUGGGGACACUUACCAAAAUGAGUGUUUUCUCAGAAGGGCUGCUUGUAAGCACCAGAAAGAGGUAACAGUAGUGGCCCGAGGACCUUGCUACUCUGAUAAUGGCUCUGGAUCAGGAGAAGGAGAGGAGGACGGUUCAGGGUCAGAAGCUCACAGAAAGCAUUCCAAGUGUGGACCUUGCAAAUACAAGGCUGAGUGUGAUGAAGAUGCGGAGAACGUUGGGUGUGUAUGUAAUAUAGAUUGCAGUGGAUACAGUUUUAAUCCUGUGUGUGCUUCUGAUGGGAGUUCCUAUAACAAUCCCUGUUUUGUUCGAGAAGCAUCUUGCAUAAAGCAGGAACAGAUUGACAUAAGGCAUCUUGGCCAUUGCACAGACACAGAUGAUACGAGUUUAUUGGGGAAGAAAGAUGAUGGACUGCAGUAUCGACCAGAUGUGAAAGAUGCUAGUGAUCAAAGAGAAGAUGUUUAUAUUGGAAACCACAUGCCUUGCCCUGAAAACCUCAAUGGUUACUGCAUCCACGGGAAAUGUGAAUUCAUCUAUUCUACUCAAAAGGCUUCUUGUAGAUGUGAAUCUGGUUACACUGGACAGCACUGUGAAAAGACAGACUUUAGCAUUCUGUAUGUGGUGCCCAGCCGGCAGAAGCUCACUCAUGUUCUCAUCGCAGCCAUUAUUGGAGCCGUACAGAUCGCCAUUAUAGUAGCAAUCGUCAUGUGCAUAACAAGAAAAUGCCCCAAAAACAACAGAGGACGCCGACAGAAGCAAAACCUAGGUCAUUUUACUUCGGACACUUCAUCCAGAAUGGUUUGAACUGAUGACUUUUAUAUGCACACUGACCAUGUGAUGUACAUUUAUUAUGUCUUUUUUUAAAGAAUGGAAAUAUUUAUUUCAGAGGCCUUAUUUUUGGACAUUUUUAGUGUAGUCCUGUUAGCUCGUAUUUAGAAUAUUUAACUACAACAGUUUGGGACUGUUUAGUAGUCUUUGUUUUAUGUUUUUAAAUACAGAAAUUGAUUUCACGAAUUUGUACCACAUGGUAAUACUAAGACUUGUUCUUUACCCAUGGAAUGUAAUAUUUUUGCAAAGAUGGACCCACUUCACAAGUGGUUAUAAAGUCAUACUUCUUCCCCAGUGACCACAGCAAAUGGCAAAGCAUGAACUAAAGGUAAAGAUGUUUACAGAUUACUUUUCUUACAAAACAGAUCUAGAAGACACUGUGUUUAAAUAGAUAUUUAAAUGUUUUUGAGAUUUAGUACCUGAUUUUUUAGACAUUGCCUACCGCAUGAACUGUAAAGCUGUGUGUAUGUUAGAUGUAAAAUAUUUAUAAGCUGUAUGGACUGGAAUUUGACUAUUCCGCUCUUUGAAAACAUAAUUCUGACAAUUUGAAAAGGUACCAGAGAAUAUUGAUGGAACAAAUCACCGAAAAGUGGAUUUAGAUACUUUCUAAAUAGACUGUUUAAUAAGCAGAUUGGCAUAAAACCUUACAUUAUCAGUUGAAACUUUAAUACACGUUCAUUUUAAACACAAUGUUUGUUUUAAUAUAAAUAUACAAAUUGUAUCAGUGUUUGUGAAUACAAUGCAAAAAUAAUUGUUAAUGAUUGGUGCUCUGAAAGUGAGCUUAAAAAUGACCUACAACCUCUAUUCAAAUUUGUCCCGUAGUAAUAGCUGAAUUAAUAGACUGUUGAUGUUUAAAGGUCUGAAGUGUGAGUAGGACUGUAUUGAGGUGUUUAACGUGUAGUGUAGCCACUCCAAAUUAUGCAUGUAGAAUUUAAAGACUAUGUUCAGAUUUAAAUAUUAAUUUUAAUAAUUUGGUUUGGAAAGCAUGUUAUAAUAUAAUGUUUUCACUAUA
This is a messenger RNA of Nannospalax galili (Upper Galilee mountains blind mole rat), 2183 nucleotides long. It is a transcript of the gene Tmeff1, whose product is annotated as transmembrane protein with EGF like and two follistatin like domains 1. Lineage: Eukaryota; Metazoa; Chordata; Mammalia; Rodentia; Spalacidae. The record is from RefSeq and is a predicted model, not a curated record. The coding region runs from base 26 to 1147 and encodes 373 amino acids. The transcript has 10 exons. Gene Ontology annotation, molecular function: protein binding.